AUGACUAGUUCAUCAGGAGAACCAACCAUACACGACGUCUUCGAAAGCAACACAGGCACAUGGCAGUACGUGGUUGCUGAUCCAUCGACACUAGCUGCGGUCAUUAUCGACCCGGUACUGGACUACGAUGCCGCCACCAAUUCCGUGGCCACCACUUCAGCGGAUGCAUUGCUUGCAUUGGUCCGCGAGAAAGGCUACACUGUCGAGAAGAUUCUCGAAACACAUGUUCAUGCGGAUCAUAUAACUGCAGCCUCGUAUCUCCAAAAUCGACUGGCUGAGCUGCAGGGCCAUGCGCCACCCAUCGGCAUUGGAAAGCGCAUCGAGCAAGUACAGAAAUUGUUCAGCCACCGGUACGGCGUUCCGGAGCAGGAAUACAAGGGCAUUUUCGACAAGCUUUUCGAUGAUAACGAGGUGUUCAACGUUGGACGGUUGGAAGCCAUCGCAAUCCAUCUUCCGGGUCAUACUCCUGAUCAUCUAGGUUAUAAGAUUGGGGACAAUGUCUUUUGUGGUGAUUCACUCUUUCAUGCAGACAUUGGCACCGCUCGCUGUGAUUUCCCCGGCGGUAGCGCAAACAAUCUCUAUCAGUCUGGUCAUAAGCUUCUUGGUUUGCCUGACCAUGUUAAAAUCUGGACUGGCCACGACUAUCCUCCUGAGGAUCGCAAAUCUGCCGUGUCUUGGAUGAGUGUUGAGGACCACAGGGCGGAGAACAAGCAUCUUAAGGCAGGCAUCACUGAGGACGAAUUCGUAAAUGUUCGGAAAGAGCGGGAUGCGAAGUUGGCAGAACCAAAACUACUUCAUCAGUCGCUGCAGGUCAAUAUUCGAGCAGGACGGCUACCUAAGCCUACGGAGACUGGGCACCGAAUGCUUCAUCUUCCGUUGAAGCUCAAGGGGGUUGAAUGGUAA
Messenger RNA from Aspergillus melleus, 903 nucleotides. Its product is annotated as MBL fold metallo-hydrolase. The transcript is spliced from 2 exons. NCBI's taxonomy places the organism in Eukaryota, Fungi, Ascomycota, Eurotiomycetes, Eurotiales, Aspergillaceae. Gene Ontology annotation, biological process: hydrogen sulfide metabolic process; glutathione metabolic process. Gene Ontology annotation, molecular function: sulfur dioxygenase activity. The record is from RefSeq and is a predicted model, not a curated record. Bases 1 to 903 code for a protein of 300 amino acids.